AUGAUAAACAAGAAUAAUGAAUGUCUAAGAUCUUUACAGAAGAUUGCUAAUGGUUUUAACUAUCUUCAAGAUAUUGAAGAUUCUAGUGAUGAAGAGCUGAAUGACAUUGAAGUUGCCAUAUUUCCGCCGGAUGAGGUAGAUGAAAUGACUGAUAUAGAAGAAGGUCAUAACGACGAUAUGGGAGUUUUGCCAGUGUCUGAUGUAGCUGGUCAAGUGGAAUUUUCGUGCACGAUCGAUAACGUCGCGGAAAAUCAUCCUACUCAAACCACAUCCCGGACAAACAAGACAGUCACUUGGCGUAAGCGUGAACCAGUAUAUUCUUAUAUACAGCCGGAAUCUAAUACUGCUAAACAUUGUUUGGAAAAUAUGAUGACAGAGUUGGAAGGAAAAUCAGCGGUAGAAAUAUUCGAAAACUUGUUAUAUGACGAGAUUCUAUAA
Messenger RNA from Parnassius apollo (apollo), 438 nucleotides. The record is from the annotation of a GenBank genome assembly. NCBI's taxonomy places the organism in Eukaryota, Metazoa, Arthropoda, Insecta, Lepidoptera, Papilionidae.